AGGCAUGAGAAAAAGUAUGAGUGCACCUGCAGUGGCAAUAGUAGUAUCUCCCCCGAAGGGAAAAAAAAUCGCUCCCCGAAUCCUCUGCUGCCGGAAACGAGAUCGCCGCCAACCUCCUCCGUCCCUCCGCGGCCGGAAAGGAGCUCCGAGCUCGUCCCCGACCCCGCGCUCCCGUCUCCGUUCCGCCGCCGUCGUCGACACCUCUGUUCAGCCGCCGCCGACCUCUGCACCCGAAUCCAACCUGUGCCCCCGCCGUCAACCUCCCCUCCAGCGGCACGAGUAAAGGAAGAUGCCUUCACUUCAAAUGGCUUUACCUCCAGAACUUGCUGAUAAUGCGCUCAGAUUAUUCCGCGAGUGCUUAAGGAGGGCUAAGUUCAUUGGUAAUCAGCAACACAACACGGGGCUUCUCGUUAACAUGGUGAGGCAGCAGUUCAAGAAAAACAUGCAUGAGACUGAUCCAGAGAAGAUACAGAAAAUGAAGGACGACGCGGCGAGGGGCCUUAUCAAUCACAUCAUAUACGAGUCCGAGAAGAUGACGGGGCGCAAGUUCUCAGGUUAAGACAGAUGAGAGUGGAGUCUCACCGUAUGCUGUCUGCACGAUGUAGGACCAGCUAAUGAUCUGCUUGGUUUUAUACUCAUUAAGACGGUGAAUUUUUAUUUACUUUUUGCAUUUUCCUGUGGUUCCGGAUGUAAUAAUUGACCUACACAACACAUGGUAAGUGGCCUGCUAGCCUCUGUUUGGUUGUUCUUUAAUUCUCCCUCCACUCAUAAAUAUAAGUCUUUCUACAAGUUUCA
Molecule: messenger RNA, 795 nt
Organism: Hordeum vulgare subsp. vulgare (domesticated barley)
Lineage: Eukaryota; Viridiplantae; Streptophyta; Magnoliopsida; Poales; Poaceae
Exons: 5
Coding region: 290-559 (89 amino acids)
Source: RefSeq, a predicted model, not a curated record